Messenger RNA from Triticum turgidum subsp. durum (durum wheat), 3717 nucleotides. The record is from the annotation of a GenBank genome assembly. NCBI's taxonomy places the organism in Eukaryota, Viridiplantae, Streptophyta, Magnoliopsida, Poales, Poaceae.
AUGGCCGCGCCGCCGGAGACGACGGGCGCGCCGUCCCCGCCGGAAGGGGAGCACAAGGGCAACGCGGGCGUCGAGGUCUGCUGCUUCGAGCAAUCUGCAGAGGACUUCUCCAGAGCGGUACGCGCCAUCUCAGAGCUCGCCGCCGGCAAGCCCGAGCCGGGCUUCCCCAACGCCGAGGCGGAGCGGCUCGCCUCCUCGAUAACGUUCCUCAGAGAAUGGAAGCAUUUUAAUUAUGAGCCAAAAGGUGUAAGUUUUACUUACGGCACUGGAUCAACUUCAUCCAGAGAUGACACACAUGAGAUUACCUUACCACAAUUCUCGUCUGCAUCUGUUCCUCAGUGCAAAUCAAUGCAGGUCGCACACUUGGAAGAUGGGAGGGAUAAUAAUACAUACAGCUCUGACUUCAUUUUAUUCGCUGGAGGGAAUGUUUGGUCGUUGGACUGGUGCCCGAGGUUGUGCGACAAGCCUUCUUCUCCCGUAAAUUGCGAGUAUCUUGCUGUUGCUGCUCAUCCUCCUGGUUCUUCUUACCAUAAAAUUGGUAUGCCACUGAUUGGCAGAGGCAUCAUUCAAGUUUGGUGUAUUGUAGCACCCUUUGAAGAGGCACAUACUGAUCAGUCAAUGCUUGCAUACAGUAACAGCAAUCGUAGAGGAAGGCCUAGAAAAAUACCAAACGAGAACAAUUCAAUUGAGAGUUCAUCAGUUCCUCGAAAACCAAUAGGGAGACCGAGAAAGAUAAAACUGACGACUGGGGAUGAUUGCACAGAACCUAGUAGUCUGAAAAAACCAAGGGAUCACGCAGAACCUAGUCUGAAAAAACCAAGGGGCAGACCAAGAAAAUAUCCACUGUCAGUUGCCAAAGCGGUAGAUUCAACAAAAAAUAGCGGAAGUCCAGGUUCUAGUUUUGUUGACCCUCUUGUCACUUCAGGAGUUAUUCCAGGCGAUCUUGCAUUAUCUUGUGCUAUACCAUCUGUGAAGCCUGUGGAAUCAGCUCCAAAAAAAGGCAGGGGUCGACCUAGGAAAAUCCCAAUUGACAAAAUAAAGUGUUCGCCUGACACUGAAUGGACAGAAGAUAUCUCUAGAGCUCUAAUAUGCUGCACGAAACCAAAGAAAAAAAGGGGGAGGCCCCGGAAAUAUCCACUCCCAAGCAGCAGCAAGCAUGUUUCUGGCACUGAUACUGAAUUUGAAAGAGAAACUGGAUACACGGAGUCUAAUUCUAAUUUAAGUCUUGUUACAGUUGAUGCAGAACUACCAGUUCCAUCUUCAUCUCUUACAAUUUGUGGGAAAAGAUCAAGAGGUCGGAAGGGUAGAGGACGACCUAAAAAGGAAACAAAUCCUUGUGCACUUUCUUCGUCAGUGGUUUCUGGUGUCCAAUCACAGAGUAGGGAGACCAUUUCAAAUAAUCCAGCACACUCUGUUGAGAAUCAUUUGCCAUAUGGACACUCUAGUUUGACAAGUGAGCUUAGUUCGAUUGGCAUGCUAAGAUGUGAUGGCAAUGUGCACACAGGCCCCACUUUAGAAGAUUCCUUGCUGCCUAUGCAUAUUGCAGCUAAAUCAAAUGGCGAGGAAUCAAGUGGUAGUAGGAGACGAGGACGUCCUAGAAGGAAGACACUUUCAAAUACAAACAGUUGUUUAUUUGCUUCUGGUACCGAGUCCUCAAAGGCGGCUGCUACAAUUACCAAUUUGGACAAUCCCAUGGCUUUGACCAAGAGUGACGGUGAAGCUAUAGCAAGCGAUCUUGCUUCAAUUGGUUCGUUGAGGUGUCAUAUAGGAAAGUGCAAUGUCAAUAUGAGUGUUGUAUCAUCUGAUGCCACAUCACCAACACAUGGCUUGUGUAAUGCAAAUUACAAGGAAAAAUUAAGUGCCCAACAUAGAAAGAAGUCUGUUUCAGUAGAGUGUAGUUCUUCAACUGCAUUAUGCGGCAAAGAACAAAACAAUCAGACAACUCCCCAGUCAAAUGAUAAUGUGGCCUCAGUCCAAAAUUGUAAGAAAGAAUUAAUUGUCUACACCAGAAGGCGUGUACGAGGACCUACAAAGAAACCUGCUUCAAAUGAGACCUGCUCACUAGCUCUUAGUGGUGACGCGCAGAAGAUGGAGAGAUCCUCCAUGUAUAUCAUGCCAAAUAAUAAUUUGUCUUCUGUUGAGAAUCCCAAGCUACUGGGUUCAUCUAUAAGUGAAGACAUGGCUAAUGAGGCUGGUUUGGUUGGAUGUAAGAGUGCACUUGCUAACCAUGAAGUUGUGGAAAUGAAUGAUAGUGAAGCUGCCAACAAAGUUGUGCCUGUUCCUUCUGAAAACAGUGCCCAGAUCAUUGUUGUGGAAGAUACAGAAGUAGUUCCAUCCAAAGAAUCAAGUAAAAAUGAUAUUAUUACUUGUGCAGAAAACUCAAACUUUUCUGCAAUCCCCAAAGGCAUUCAUCUACCAAGGGUCGUCUUGUGUUUAGCUCAUAACGGCAAAGUUGCUUGGGACAUCAAAUGGAAGCCUCCUUUACCAAAUCAGUCAGAACAGAAAUCACAUUUGGGUUUUCUUGCAGUACUGUUGGGAAAUGGCUCACUUGAAGUAUGGGAAGUUCCAUCUCCAAGCAUGAUCCAGAAAAUAUAUUCCUCUUCUUCAGUGAAGGGCACCGAUCCUCGCUUUCUAAAGCUGCAACCUGUAUUUAGAUGUGCUAAAGUUAAGUGCGGAAACAUACAGAGCAUUCCCUUGACAGUUGAUUGGUCGCCUUAUCCUCAUGAUAUGAUAUUGGCAGGAUGUCACGAUGGAACGGUUGCUUUAUGGAAGUUCUCUACAGACUUGCCAUCACAAGAUUCAAAACCUUUUAUGUGUGUCACUGCUGAAUCUGUUCCCAUCAGAGCCCUCUCGUGGGCACCAUAUGUAAGUGAGGAAAACACAAAUAUCUUCGUCACUGCUGGAGAGGAUGGCCUAAAAUUCUGGGAUUUAAGAGAUCCAUACCGUCCUCUGUGGGAACUAACCACUGCCCCAAGGGCUGUUUUAAGUCUUCAUUGGUUAAAGGAGGCUAGAGGUAUUGUCAUCUCACUGGAAGAUGGCACAUUGAAGUUCCUCAGCCUACCUAGAAUUGCCAAUGAUGUUCCAGUCACCGGAAGGCCAUUUGCUGGGACUAAAACUCAGGGCGUUUCUACUUAUCAGUUGUCAGAAUAUUUGAUAUGGAAUGUCCAUGUCUCAGAAAUUACCGGUUAUGCGGCUUAUUGUGUGGCAGAUGGUACUGCUGUGCGCUUCCAGCUUACUUCGAGAUUCUGGGAGAAGGAACCUGGGAGGAACCGUGUGCCCUAUUUCCUUUGUGGUUCGCUAGCAGAGGAGGGGACAGCCAUUAAGAUUGGUGGAACAUUGCAAAGCCCUCCUAUGUCAAACGUUCCUCUGGUUGCAAAAAAGGGCCCAAAACCAUGCCAAAAAGUACCUAAAGCCCACGAUACACAAAAAGAGCAAGUACUAACCCUCACCAACUCAGAACAUGUAGAUCCAGAACCCAGAGAGGGCCGAGAAGAUGGACCUGAUAAAGGCCAAGAGACUCUGGUUUUAGCUGAUUCUCUAAUGCUAGAGAAUGGUGGCACAUGCAAUGUCCCAGCUGAUGAAGACACUAAAAACUUUGAGCUCUUCCCUCCCAAAGCUGUAGCGCUGCAUCGACUGAGAUGGAAUAUGAACAAAGGUAGCGAGAAAUGGUUAUGCUACGGAGGCGCCGCAGGCAUCAUUCGUUGUCAGAGGAUCUAA